GCGCUCCCGCAGCUCGCCCCCUCGCCGCCGCCAUGAUAGUGUUUGUUAGGUUCAACUCCAGCCAUGGCUUCCCGGUGGAGCUAAGGUCGGACGCCAGCAUCCUCCAGCUGAAGGAGGUGGUUGCGCAGCGACUGGCGGUUCCAGCUGACCAGCUGCGGGUGAUUUUUGCAGGGAAGGAACUCAGCAACGACUUGACGCUGCAGAAUUGUGACCUGACCCAACAGAGUAUCGUUCAUAUUGUUCAGAGUCCACAGAAGAGCAGUCAGAAGAAUGAUGAAGCAGAAAAUAAGCAUGCUGGAGGCAUUCUAAAGACCUUGGAAAGAGAAUCUGAAAGUCUAACUCGCGUAGAUCUCAGUUCUAGCAUCCUCCCAUCACUGUCUGCAGGGUUGGCUGUUAUACUGGAUACUACAAAGCCCAGCAUUUCUCUUCCCCCUGAAAAGUCAGGUGCAGCUAGUUACAACAGUUUUUAUGUUUUCUGCAAAAAUUUCUGCCAAGCUGUUAAACCUGGGAAACUGAGGGUCCGCUGCAGUGUAUGUAAACAAGGAACACUGACUUUGGCAAGGGGCCCAUCUUGCUGGGAUGAUGUACUGAUUCCAAACAGAAUAACAGGUGUCUGCCAGUCCCAAAGGUGCAAUGGGACUAUUGCGGAGUUUUACUUUAAAUGUGGAGCACACCCAACAACUGACAGUGAAACAUCUGUGGCUUUGAACCUCGUUACAACAAACAGUCGCUCUAUCACAUGUAUAACAUGCACAGAUAUUAGGAGUCCUGUGCUUGUGUUCCAGUGCAUGCAUCGCCAUGUCAUUUGCCUAGACUGUUUCCAUUUGUACUGUGUGACUAUGCUGAAUGACCGUCAAUUCAUCCAUGACCUGGAGCUUGGCUACUCCCUCCCUUGUGUAGCUGGCUGUCCAGAUUCCUUGAUUAAAGAGCUUCAUCACUUCAGGAUUCUGGGAGAAGAACAGUACAACCGCUACCAGCGCUAUGGUGCAGAGGAGUGCGUUCUACAGAUGGGCGGUGUGCUGUGUCCAACUCCCGGCUGUGGAGCGGGUUUACUGCCUGAACCAGGAGUGAGGAAAAUUGUAUGUGAGACAGGAAAUGGACUAGGCUGCGGGUUUGUGUUCUGCCGUGAAUGUAAAGAAGAAUACCAUGAAGGGGAAUGCAGCUCUCUCCUCAGCACACAGGGAGCCAUGGCCCAGAAGGGAUAUGUAGUUGAUGAACAUGCAGCCAGGCAAGCCCGAUGGGAAGAGGCAUCUAGAGAAACGAUCAAGAAAACAACCAAGCCAUGCCCCAACUGCCAUAUUCCAGUAGAAAAAAAUGGUGGCUGCAUGCACAUGAAGUGUCCUCGACCUCAGUGCAAGUUUGAGUGGUGCUGGAACUGUGGCCUGGAGUGGAACAGAACCUGCAUGGGCGAUCACUGGUUUGACUGACAGCACAGGGGCACAGGGGGCCAGCUGGCGUUGCUGCUGGAGCCUGCUUUCAUCAGGGUCAAUUUCUGAACUCCUUGCUUAAACAAACGUCCCGGUGGUUUCAGGAACAAAGAGUUCAGAAAUUGGCCCAGUUUGUAUGUUUUUGCUUGCUUGACUAUGAAAUCACACACAAAAAAAAAAAAAAAAAAAAAAAAAAAAAAAACACAUUGAAGUAAUGCCAAAGGUUUUAAAUCCACUAAGUAAAAAGAGUAAUUGUUUUGGUGGACAGACUUGCUCAUCAUCUCAUCAUCAUACGAAAAGGGAUAAAUUUCACCUUUCUGAACAUGUGCGGUCUGUUAGCACAAUGAGCAAAUAGGGUUACUAUGAGGAGCUUGCUUGACACAUUUAGUUAGGAACCCACAACUCUUACAAGAGAGCAGCAGCUGUGUGUGUGUAUCAAGGGCUGUGGAGGAUGUUCCCUGCAUCAGCUACUUUUUCUUCAACCGCUCCUUUGCUCAGUCAGCCCAGUUUUUGAUUUUGAGAUAGUAUUUCUUAACAGCUUUUCUGGCGGAUGGAUGGGAGACUGUGGCUCUUCAGUGUUUUUUCAGGGUUCCUUCCUAACAGACUUUCUGUAGGGGUCUUGCUUUCAAACCACAUUCUCCUAAAAACAAACAGCUUUAUGCCACAUUUGUGCUUGAAUACUUGUAACACGCGGCAAGAAAUUUGGCUCUGUACUCAUUACAGACUAUGUUACCACUGGAGGGUUAUUUCAGGGUGGAUGCAAUUUCAGCUCUAACCAUGACUGUUGUUGCAGUGAUGACUGGAUCUGAUUAAGCGUUGCACAAGCUGGACUCUCAGGGUUUAAUUUUUGUCGUGCUUACAGCAGUACUUUGGACGUAGCAUGGGGAAGCAGGAGAAGCCUUCUCAGGGGUCUUCUCUAUCAUCAUUCUCCUAAAUUUAAUUAGAAUACGGGUGUAUUUCUGAAAAUAUAUUCACAUCUCAAACAGUGAGAGGUAGAGGGACUUCUUUCAUUUUACAGUGUUAAGACAGUAUGUGAAGCUUAAUAGCAUCUGCAAGCCUGAACAAUCUUUUUGUUUUGUGUCCUCUAUAUUGCUGUCUUAAUCUGAAAUUAAAUGGGUACUGAGCAUAUCAACAUGCCAUGUAAGGAUUUGUACUAUUCAAUUUGGGGAAAAAACGCACAAUAAAUAAAAUGGUCAAAAAUUUUA
Messenger RNA from Anas platyrhynchos (mallard), 2632 nucleotides. RefSeq names its product parkin RBR E3 ubiquitin protein ligase (gene PRKN). Gene Ontology annotation, biological process: ubiquitin-dependent protein catabolic process. The record is from RefSeq and is a predicted model, not a curated record. Lineage: Eukaryota; Metazoa; Chordata; Aves; Anseriformes; Anatidae. Gene Ontology annotation, cellular component: mitochondrion; cytosol. Gene Ontology annotation, molecular function: ubiquitin-protein transferase activity; zinc ion binding; polyubiquitin modification-dependent protein binding.